This is a messenger RNA of Sorghum bicolor (sorghum), 964 nucleotides long. RefSeq lists its product as uncharacterized. The transcript has a single exon. The record is from RefSeq and is a predicted model, not a curated record. Bases 175 to 717 code for a protein of 180 amino acids. Lineage: Eukaryota; Viridiplantae; Streptophyta; Magnoliopsida; Poales; Poaceae.
GUCAACGUGAAGUGUCCCUCACGGCCACGCCGAAGCAGAGCAACACGGCUGCGCCGGCCACUUAUCCUUGUGCGCAGGCAACUUGCACGAACACGAAUGUCUCCCCGCUUAUAAGCUAAGCUACCAACAAAUACCUCUCGCCGGCCAAGCCAUAGCUGUCCACGGGCGGCGGCCAUGGCGAGGACUCUGCUCCAGCCCAACAGGGCCGAUCAGGCAACCGCGUCAUCCCACUCCCACACCGGAGCGCCGGUGACCUCCCUCCUCUUCCUCCUACUCGUCGUCGCGGCCGCCGUCGCCGCGGUCGUCGUGUCUCUCUGCACCAGCGGCAAGAACGCCGGUCCACGGAAGCAGCGCCGGUCGUCCUCCCUGGCGCCGGCGCCGCAGCAGGAGGACGGUGGUGGCAGGAACAAGCAGCUGCUCGCCAGCUUCAGCGGCAUCGGCGUCAAGGCGGCCGCGGUGGCCAAGAUGGUCUCUUGGAACCGGCGCUCGCCGCCGGCGAGUGGCUGGAGCAGCGGCGACGACGACGACGACGACGUGGCCCCCGACGGCGACGGCACCGCGGACGAGGAGGCGCUGUGGAAGAAGACCAUCAUCUUGGGCGACAAGUGCCGCCCGCUCCAGUUCUCCGGCCACAUCGCCCACGAUUCCGACGGCAACCCGAUGCUGCCUCAGCCGUCGGCGAUCAACAAGGGCGACGAUCCGGCGGCCGAGGGUUAGCUUCUUGCGAGCGAGGGUUGCAUACGUGCAGUUGACAGUUUGAUUUGCAUGUGUUAGGGAUUGGAGCGUCAACUCGUACGUGAUAUGUAGUGGUACUAGCUAGCUAGCCUGGCCGUGUGUCCACGGAUUUUGGGUAGCUGUGAUGCCUGAUGAAGGUGUUUCACUCGUCUACACCUCGAUCGUUGAAUCAAAGCGGCCAUGUCGCUUUUUUUUUCAGAAAUCGGUAAGCCAAUUGCAGUGCUGUAUC